GACGAGUCCCUUACCAUUUGUUUCUCCAUUCCCACCUGCGCUGCGCUGCAGGUCGUCUCGUCGUUUGGGGUUUCUCUGCUGAAACGGCCGCGCCGCCUUUCUCCCAUUUCGCAGUCUCGUGCGUGCGGCGGCAAGGCAAGCAUCCUCAGUUACCAUCAAAUUUGGAUCAUUGCAGCUCACCAAAACCCAAAUCUCACUAGCUCAAGCUUCGUCAAUGGAGGACUCAACCGACCCUCCAGCUGCAGGCAUGGAGUCCCUCUCGAUGAAUUCCGAGGUUGAACAGGCCCAGCCCUCUUCGUCCAAUCCAACUCCCUCUGGCCAGAUGAGUGGAGAGGAGAGGUUUAAGAUUGUGAGGAGUGUGGGUGAAGAGUGCAUUCAAGAGGAUGAAUUGCUGAAUCUUCUCACCAAGAAGCCACAGCCUAUUUGCUACGACGGGUUUGAACCUUCGGGCAGAAUGCACAUUGCUCAGGGAGUUAUGAAGGCAAUAAAUGUGAACAAGCUAACUUCUGCCGGCUGCAAAGUGAAAAUUUGGAUUGCAGAUUGGUUUGCCAAAAUGAACAACAAGAUGGGGGGAGACUUGAAGAAGAUCCAAACAGUUGGGCGUUAUUUGAUCGAGAUCUGGAAGGCUGUUGGAAUGGAUAUUAGUGAUAAUAAAGUUGAAUUCCUGUGGUCUUCAGAUGAAAUCAAUGCUCGGGCUGCUGAGUACUGGCCGCUUGUCCUGGAUAUUGCUGGGAGGAACACACUCUCAAGGAUUAUUAGGUGUUCACAGAUUAUGGGUCGAAGUGAGCAAGAUGAUCUUACAGCUGCCCAGAUUUUCUAUCCGUGCAUGCAGUGCGCUGAUAUUUUUUUCCUCAAGGCUGAUAUUUGUCAACUGGGUAUGGACCAAAGGAAAGUCAAUAUGCUUGCUAGAGAGUACUGUGAUGAUAUAAAGAGGAAGAACAAGCCCAUCAUUUUGUCUCAUCAUAUGCUGUCGGGUCUACAGCAAGGGCAAGAAAAGAUGUCAAAAAGUGACCCAUCAUCUUCCAUAUACAUGGAAGACGAGGAGAAUAUAGUGAACUUGAAGAUAAAGAAGGCCUACUGCCCACCGAAGCAGGUUAAAGAUAACCCAUGUCUCGAGUACAUCAAGUACAUCAUCCUACCAUGGUUUAAUGAAUUCAACGUGGAGCGUGCCCCAGAAAAUGGGGGCAAUAAGACGUUCAAAACAUUUGAAGAACUCACAGCUGAUUAUGAAAGUGGGGAGCUACAUCCCGGAGAUCUGAAACCUGCUCUUGCAAAAGCACUGAAUAAGAUUCUCCAGCCCGUUCGUGAUCAUUUCACCCAAAAUCCUGUUGCCAAGGACCUUCUGAAACGCGUCAAGGGUUACAGAGUGACAAGGUAAUGACAAAUGGCCACAGUGCGAGGAGUCAUCACUAAAUUAUUGUCACACAUUAUUUGACAUAUUCAUGGGCACGUCUGAGAUUGGAGUUGCAGGCAAGUCGAUUGAAGUUUGACGCUUUUAACACUUUACUAUAUUAGUUGAAUAAGAACAACUUCUUUGGGCUUCAUGGAUCAACAAUCCGAAUUAUGAAUCGACUUUUGGUAUGGUUGUAUGUGUUUCUCAAUCUCAUUUGCCAAUACUAGUUGAGAAGGGGCAAUCUUUUGGCUAUAUCGAAAAUAGAGUAUUCACCUA
Molecule: messenger RNA, 1669 nt
Organism: Punica granatum (pomegranate)
Lineage: Eukaryota; Viridiplantae; Streptophyta; Magnoliopsida; Myrtales; Lythraceae
Source: RefSeq, a predicted model, not a curated record